Solanum pennellii is the source of this 2680-nucleotide messenger RNA. RefSeq lists its product as uncharacterized. Gene Ontology annotation, molecular function: nucleic acid binding; zinc ion binding. The transcript has 3 exons. The record is from RefSeq and is a predicted model, not a curated record. Lineage: Eukaryota; Viridiplantae; Streptophyta; Magnoliopsida; Solanales; Solanaceae. Bases 305 to 2680 code for a protein of 791 amino acids.
GUGUCACGUACCGACACAAGAGGAAGAAAGAUAAUGAAUCUUGAAAGAUAAUGAAUAUACUCAAUCUAAUGAACCCAAUUCCCAAAUGAGUAUGGUAUUGAGGCUUGAGUCCUCAUGUGUGAACUUAGUGGAAAUUGUUAAUGAUAUAGUACUCGUUGUUGCUACAUGUUAAGCAUCAUAGUUGAUUUUAUGAUAUUACUUGAUAUAUAUUAUCUUCUAUUUUGAGUUGGCCGAUGAUAUCUACUCAGUACGUGUGGUUGUACUGACCCCCUACUUUUAUGUUUUCUUCUUUGUUAUUUGUGGAAUGCAGCAAACGUUCCGUCAACUUCAACUCAGCAGUAAAUCAAGCCAGUCUUCGACACACCGGAUCUUCAGGAUGGUUAGGACUAGAGCAACGACCGCACCAGCAGCAACAACGGAAAGACAAGAAACGACUGAGCCAGCCACUGGGGCUGUGGCUCGAGGAAGAACAGCGGCAAGAGGCCGUGGAAGAGGUCGUGGGAGGACGUCCUCUAGAGGAAGAGGACGAGCCCCUAGCCCAUCUGAUACUAGGGCGGUGACUCCUCCACCGACCGAGGAGGUGAUAAGAGAGGGUGAGGAAGGGGAGAAUGAACGAGUGCAAAAUGAGGAAAUGCCACCCCAACCUACCCCAGAGAUGAUCAACCAGGUACUUGCUUAUCUUAGCGGGUUAUUCGAUCAGGGUCAGGCACCUCCAGUGGUUUCUGCACCAACACCUCCGGUUCCAGAGAUACGACAUGCGGCUACUAUGGCUCCCCGCAUGGAGGCAUCAUUGGGAAUAGGCACAUUUCCACGUCUGACUACUGGGCCUAUUAUGACAAAUGAUCAGCAUGAACUUUUCAGUAAGUUCUUGAAAUUGAAACCUCCAGUCUUUAAGGGCGCAGAAUCAGAGGAUGCCUACGAUUUUCUGGUUGAUUGUCAUGAGCUACUACACAAGAUGGGUAUAGUAGAACGGUUUGGCGUUGAGUUCGUGAGCUAUCAGUUUCAAGGGAACGCCAAAAUGUGGUGGCGGUCACAUGUUGAGUGUCAACCAACAGAGGCACCACCUAUGACUUGGGAAUCAUUCUCUAGCUUGUUUAUGGAGAAGUAUAUCCCAAGGACUUUGAGAGAUAGAAAAAGGGAUGAGUUCUUGAGUCUAGAGCAAGGUAGGAUGACGGUUAACGCAUAUGAGGCUAAAUUCCGUGCAUUAUCCAGGUAUGCCACCCAACUUUGUUUCAGUCCACAAGAACGGAUCCGCCGUUUUGUGAAGGGGUUGAGGUCAGAAUUGCGGAUUUCAGCCUUACAGAUAGCGGCAACGGCAACAUCCUUCCAAGAGGUGGUAGACUUUGUGAUAGAGGUGGAAGGAGUGAAACCAGAUGACUUCACCACGACAUCGACAUCAAAAAGGUUUCGAAGGGGAGGUGAGUUUAAUGGUUCUUACUCUAGAGGACAGAGCUCCGGAGGUCACUCAGUUCGACCAAUUCAGUCUUCACUACAGACUGUAGUUGGGGGUCCACCUCAGACCGGUCAACACUUCUCUGAGAGGCCGAUGCGUGAACCCAGAGAAUGUUAUGGAUGUGGGGAGAUUGGACACAUUAAGAGGUAUUGUCCAAACCAGAGUUACAGAACCCCACUAGCUAGAGGUAGAGGUGGUCAUGGUAGAGGCCGUUAUUCUGGAGGGCGUGGUGGCCGAGGUAAUGGUGGUCACCAAAACGGCAGAGGUGAAGGGCAAACUGGAGCCCCCACUACGCAACAUGGUAGGGGCAACGGACAGACAAAUAAUGGGGCCCAUUGUUACGCUUUCCCUGGGAGAUCUGAAGCGGAGGCGUCUGAUGCUGUUAUCACAGGUAAUCUUUUGGUUUGUGAUUGCAUGGCGUCUGUAUUAUUUGACCCUGGCUCCACGUUUUCAUAUGUAUCUUCCUCAUUUGCUAAUGGUCUUAAUUUACAUUGUGAAUUACUUGACAUGCCUAUUCGUGUUUCUACUCCGGUGGGUGAGUCUGUGGUAGUUGAAAAGGUAUAUAGGUCUUGUUUGGUGAAUUUUAUGGGGAGCAACACCUAUGUAGAUUUGGUUAUCUUAGAAAUGGGUGACUUUGAUGUAAUUCUGGGUAUGACUUGGCUUUCUCCGAAUUUUGCGAUUUUGGACUGUAAUGCUAAAACGGUGACGUUAGCCAAGCCUGGGGCAGAUCCGUUAGUGUGGGAGGGCGACUACACUUCCAAUCCGGUUCGUAUCGUGUCCUUCCUUCGUGCCAAGAGGAUGGUUAGUAAGGGUUGUUUAGCUUUCUUAGCACACCUCAAGGAUGACACUACCCAAGUACCCUCGAUUGAGUCAGUUUCGGUAGUCCGUGAGUUUUUGGAUGUGUUCCCUGCAGAUCUUCCGGGUAUGCCACCGGAUAGGGAUAUUGACUUCUGUAUUGAUCUUGAACCGGGAACUCGCCCCAUUUCUAUACCCCCUUAUAGAAUGGCUCCCGCGGAGUUAAGAGAGUUAAAGGCCCAACUUCAAGAGUUGUUGAGCAAAGGCUUCAUUAGACCAAGUGCAUCUCCUUGGGGUAAUCCGGGAUAUUACACCCCACUUAAGGUAAACACAUAUUCAUUAGUGAAUUUUGUCUCAUCUGAAUCAGAGAUCCAGGCUGCAUCAAAAUACCCUUCUAAAAUAGAAGGAAGUCCGGUUUACAUGAUACUAUAA